This is a messenger RNA of Haemonchus placei, 1209 nucleotides long. The record is from the annotation of a GenBank genome assembly. NCBI's taxonomy places the organism in Eukaryota, Metazoa, Nematoda, Chromadorea, Rhabditida, Trichostrongylidae.
ACUGCUGUUGUUGCGAUCGGCAGGUUUUCCAGGCGAUUGAGAAGGAAACUGAGUCGUCUCUUCCGAGUUUGCACCAUUCGACUUUCUAGGAGUGGGUUUUCUAGGUGUUAGAGAAGGAAGCUGAGUCUUCUGUGUUGGUUUUUUAGCAUCCGCCUUUCUGGGAGUAGGAUUAAUGGCUGGUUGCCGUUCUCGAGAACGCGAAGUCGUAAGCGAAUAAUCGGCGUUGCGGUUGACGUGAUUGCUAGGUGCGGGCGAUUUCAAGUUGCCAUUACUCUUGCGAGUAUCCUUGUUGUUACGACAGGCGCGAUUUUCUGUCAACUUGGUAGGAGGACGUAUCGGUUGCCCCUUGUGCUCGAUGGUCUUAUUAGCUUCAAGUUCCUUCAUGGGAGCCCUUUUGCGAGGAGGCGAUUUGGACAAAGCCGAUGAGCUAUCGUUCACACUCGCGAUGUGAUUCUCUCCGUUACUACCAGCGUCAGAUCGAGCCGAUUCCAAAUUGCCGACAUUUUUGGGAACAGCUGGAACUUUCUUCUUGCUGGAUAGUGGACGGGGAAGAACCUUCACUUCUCUUUUCCUUUUUGGAUUUGUAGUACUUGGCUUGCUUGCUGGCUUACGUUUACGAGAUUUUGAUGAAGUUGAAGGCGGAUUUUCGGCGUUGGUGUUAGCCUUACUUGCGACCAACUCCGAAUUGCCAUUACUCUCGGGAGGAUCACUGUUAUUAGGACCAAUCGUCCCAUUCUCCGUUGAUUGGGGUGGACGACGAGUUACUUCUUCUUGUUCCCUGUCAGCCGCGUUGUCUCCACGAGUUACUUCUUCUUCCUCCCUUUCAGCCACAUUGUCUCCACGGGUUACUUCUUCUUCCUCCAUAUCAGCCGCGUUGUCUCCACGAGUUACUUCUUCUUCCUCCCUUUCAGCCACAUUGUCUCCACGAGUUACUUCUUCUUCCUCCCUAUCAGCCAUGUCGUCUUCACGAGUUUCUUCAUCUUCCUCCCUUUCAGCCGCGUUAUCUUCACAAAUUACUUCUUCCUCCCUAUCAGCUGCAUUGUCUUCAAGUUCCUCCAUGGGAUAAUCAUUAUCUUCCAGGUCAGAAAAAAUGUCCACCGACUGUGAGCUUUCGUUGUUAUCCGCGGUGCCAUUUUGAGUGUUGUUAUCAGUGUCAGGACGAAAUGAUUUUGAAUUGCCGUUUUUGCGGUCACCAUUUUUCCUGUUUGA